Ficedula albicollis (Collared flycatcher) is the source of this 1616-nucleotide messenger RNA. RefSeq names its product major facilitator superfamily domain containing 4A (gene SLC60A1). Lineage: Eukaryota; Metazoa; Chordata; Aves; Passeriformes; Muscicapidae. The transcript has 11 exons. The annotation marks the transcript as partial. The record is from RefSeq and is a predicted model, not a curated record.
CCCUGCCAGACCCAGAGCUCGCUCUCGCAGAUCACCUGGGUCUUCUUCUCGCAGCAGUUCUGCCUCCUGCUCGGCAGCUGCCUCGGAGGGGUCUUCAAGAGGACGCUGGCCCAGUCCCUGCUGGCCCUGUUUGCCUCCUCCCUGGCCAUUUCCCUGGUGUUUGCCAUCAUCCCUCUGUGCCACAACGUGGUGCUGCUGGCCGUGGUCAUGGCCGUGGCCGGGCUGGCCAUGGGCUGCAUCGACACCAUCUCCAACAUGCAGCUGGUCAAGAUCUACCAGAAGGACUCUGCCAUCUUCCUGCAGGCCCUGCACUUCUUCGUGGGGUUCGGGGCUCUGCUGAGCCCCCUGAUCGCCGACCCCUUCCUGUCGGACACCAACUGCAUCCUGGCCAACGGCACCAACGCCUCCAGCAACCUCCCGCACCUGCGCAAGUCGCUGCUGCCGCAGCGCCCGCCCGGCAACCUGUCCCACCUGGAGCUGCCCACCAGGGGCCUGGUGGUGACACGGGUGUCCUACGCCUUCUGGAUCAUGGCCCUCAUCACUCUGCCCGUGCCCAUCGCUGUGUUCUUCCUGCUGUACAAGGAGCGGAUGGUGCCCUGCUUCAACGGCAGCAGCCACCCGCUGCUGUCGGCCGACGAGCUGGCCCUGGAGACACGGCCUGGGGACAAGGACGAGCUCUCCACCCCUGCCCGGAGACCCCACGCGGCUGCAGGUCAUGAGGAUUUGUUCAGCUGCUGCCAAAGCAAAAACUUCCAAGGGGCUUCCUUCACCUAUUUCGCCGUGCACAUCACCGGGGCUCUGGUUCUCUUCAUGACUGACGGCAUCGUGGGAGAGUACUCAGGCUUCGUGUACAGCUAUGCCGUGGAGGAGCCGCUGGCCGUGGUGCACAAGGUGGCCGGGUACCUGCCCAGCCUUUUCUGGGGCUUCAUCACCCUGGGCAGGCUCAUCUCCAUCCCUGUGUCCUACAGGAUGAAGCCAGCCACCAUGGUCUUCAUCAACGUGGUUGGGGUCCUCAUCACCUUCCUGCUGCUCCUGAUUUUCUCCUCCAGCGUGGUUUUCCUGUUUGUGGGCACAGCAUCCCUGGGGCUGUUCCUCAGCAGCACCUUCCCCAGCAUGCUGGCCUACACCGAGGACAUCCUGCAGUACAAAGGCUGUGCCACGACCGUGCUGGUGACUGGAGCUGGCAUUGGAGAGAUGGUGCUGCAGCUGCUGGUGGGCUCGAUUAUCCAUGAUCGGGGCAGCUACAGUUUCCUGGUGUGUGGGAUGAUCUUUGGAUGCCUGGCCUUUACCUUCUACGCCCUGCUGGUGUUUUUCCACAGGAUGUACCCCAAGCCCUCCCCAGAGCUGGACGAGGCCUCCCCCGGCAGGGCAGCAGAGCCCGAGGACACGGGGCAGUACCAGCGCUGAGGGAGGCCCGGCCCCGCAGCAAUAAAUAAAUAAAUGCAUAAACAAAUAAAUACAUAAAUUAAACCCAGCCCAGUCAAACACCGCCCCCGAGGCUGAGCUCACUGUAAUGAACUGCACCCGGCGAGUUCUCGGCAAUCACAGCACAGGAGGUGGGAAAAGGCAGAAUGGAGGAAAUCCAGCCCUGAACGGCGAGCUGAGCACGGGGUUGU